AUGUGUCGACGCGGGGUGGUCGUCCCUGCCGCCGGAACCGCUCUUACGCUGUUUGCGAUGGUCAUCUCCUGCAUCGAGUCGAAGGACAUCACUUGCCCCCCGAGGUGCAGUUGCGUGCACGUCGAAGGCCGGCUGACCACCGACUGCUCGAACAGCGGCUACGACCAGCUACCGAACACCAUCGCCGAAGGAACGAUGGUUCUGCGGCUGGACGGCAAUGACCUGUCGCAGUUGACGAAGCUGCAGUUCCUGCCCGGACGAAAAAUCGCUGACCUCAGACAGCUGAGUCUUAAGAACUGUCGACUGACCGCGUUCCCACCGGAAGCAUUUUGGGACUUACCUCACUUACUGCGCCUGAACCUCGCGAAUAACGCCAUCAGCAGCAUCCCGAUGCACACCAAGACUCACCAGCUGUGGAGCCCGUUCCACUACAUGGCCGAUUUGCAGUACAAAGACAGCCAGACGUACAACAGCAACGUUGCGGUGGCGACAGCGGUUGGUAAUUUUGACUUUACCGAGUAUAUAGUGACUGAGGAGGACGACGAGGAUCUAAAAGUGAUCCAGGGCAUUGCAUUGUCAUCAGUCAAUUUAGAGAAUCGUCUAUAG
Soboliphyme baturini is the source of this 606-nucleotide messenger RNA. The record is from the annotation of a GenBank genome assembly. NCBI's taxonomy places the organism in Eukaryota, Metazoa, Nematoda, Enoplea, Dioctophymatida, Soboliphymatidae.